Messenger RNA from Mya arenaria, 1355 nucleotides. RefSeq names its product putative prolyl-tRNA synthetase associated domain-containing protein 1. Bases 124 to 642 code for a protein of 172 amino acids. Lineage: Eukaryota; Metazoa; Mollusca; Bivalvia; Myida; Myidae. Gene Ontology annotation, molecular function: aminoacyl-tRNA deacylase activity. The transcript is spliced from 2 exons. The record is from RefSeq and is a predicted model, not a curated record.
UUUAAAUAUUUAAGCAGGUAAAAAAAACGACAGACAAUUAUUUUGGCGCGAUUUACUUUUUUCACGACAUAAAUAAAUUUUGCUAACACAAACAAUCAGAUAGUGAUACGAUUUAACUCACUGAUGGCAGAAAAUAUCAGAACACACGUCGACAGAGCCGGACUUGAACACAAAUUAAAGGAAUGGGCGAUCGAUUAUGAAACAUAUGAACAUCCUGGGGUAUUUACCGUUGAGCAGGCAUUACCUCAUUUAAGUAAUGCGGAAGGAAUGUUUGCCAAGAACCUUUUCCUUCGAGACAAAAAGAAACGCCUGUUCUUGUUCUGCGCCCCACACGACGCCGACAUUAAACUCAACGAUCUCGCGAAACUCGUCGGAGCGUCUGGAGGACUCAGAUUUGCAGACGAGAAUGUGUUGCAGCAGACGCUUGGUUUAACGCAAGGUGCGGUGACGGUUUUUGGAAUAAUAAAUGACGUAAGCAAUGACGUCAGGCUCGUGUUAGACAAACGCCUAACAGACGGUACUUAUUCGAAGAUAAUGUUCCAUCCCAUGGAGAAUACUGCUACGUUAUCAAUGACGUCCGAGGGAUUGGUUAAAUUUAUAGAAAUGUCAAACCAUAAACCUCUUAUCAUAGAGAUAUCUUAAACGUUGUCUAACGCUUACGUUUUCACUUUUAACCGCAUUCGGUAAACCUCGGCCAAUUUCAUUCGAAAACUACCUCGGAUGUAUGCCGGUUCAUCUGUAGAGGUAGUUCGUAAAAAUUUAAAUGGUAUUGUUAAUAUAGUUUUAACGUGUACUUUGAAUUACUAAGUUUACAUUGAUUGCCAGUGAAGUCAAUUAUUGCAUAAAUAGUUAAGAUUUCCAAGAGUAAAGUCAUUACGUUUAAUGCUAAAUUGAAAUUACUACGCGAUCUAUUUAUUGUUCAGUUAAAUGUAAGGAUUUAUGACAGUGUUAGCUGUCCAUAUACAGCUGAGGUUGUUUUCGAUGGAAAAUGGCCGAUAUGUUUCGAAUGUUGUACCCAUUAAUGGGCAAAUUACACCAAAACGGAAGUGCCUGCUCAUUGUUACAUGCCUUAUUUCAUUUAAUUGACACAUGACCGUGAAUCAAAACAUGGUUAUACCUUGUGUUUGUUUAUUUAAGUUUAUCAAGGUCUGCCCGCGCCCAUUGGCUUAACCACUAGGCCACGGAGACGGUCGUCUACCUUAGACAUGUGGCUACCUUCCAUAUUUAUAGUUUUGAAGCUGAAUAUGAAGCUAGUAUGUGAUUUCAAAAACAGGCGCAAUAUGCUGGAUCUUCUUGAUCUACUUUUUACUGUUUACAUUUUCAUCGCAUCGUUUGUCCUCGUACAUAGGAUAUUG